Molecule: messenger RNA, 569 nt
Organism: Medioppia subpectinata
Lineage: Eukaryota; Metazoa; Arthropoda; Arachnida; Sarcoptiformes; Oppiidae
Source: the annotation of a GenBank genome assembly
UAAAGACAAAGCAAGACAUUGUGUUCAUUGCAGAACACGAUUCGGCGCUUAAUUACAAAUUAGAUCUUAAUUUGCAAACUAAAGCCAAAGACUUGAAUCAUAUGAACGGCUUGUAUGAGAUUUCGCUUAUCAUUGGAGACGCAGUCAUUUCAAACCCAAUCCAAUGGAAGAUCGCAUCAAUUAAUCUUCAACUCUCGUCCUCUCACUCGCCGUCCACUGAAGAAGCGGUUUCUCCGUUUGUCUCCAAACCAGAAAUCAAACAUCUGUUUAGAGAGCAAGAGAUACGUCCGGCGCCUGUCGUGUCCAACGCUUUUUCUAUUCUAGUUUUGCUGCCAAUAGUCAUACUCUUUGGACUCUGGCUCAAGAUUGGUCUCAACUUCUCUGGCUUUCCAUUCACUCUGUCAGCGCUGGUGUUUCACACGGGACUCGCCCUCAUAUUCGGACUCUAUAUCUGUUUUUUCAUUAAACUAAAUAUGUUUCAAACGUGUAAAUACUUGACGGGUUUGGGAGUGAUUACAUUCCUUGCGGGCCAUUCACUGCUCAGUAGACUCGCAAAGAAUAGAAAGUAA